Messenger RNA from Fonsecaea erecta, 924 nucleotides. RefSeq lists its product as hypothetical. The transcript has 2 exons. The record is from RefSeq and is a predicted model, not a curated record. NCBI's taxonomy places the organism in Eukaryota, Fungi, Ascomycota, Eurotiomycetes, Chaetothyriales, Herpotrichiellaceae. The coding region runs from base 1 to 924 and encodes 307 amino acids.
AUGGAGGUUUUACUGUCCCACUCCUUCGACUACCUUUCGUCGAGCUCUCCUCAGAAAAUCCGUAAAGGACUCCGCCAGGUAGAAGGCUUGCUUGCACAACUAUGCUUGUCCAGAACGAACGACGCCGCGAACAGACGCCAGUCGAUGCUUCUCCUAGGUUCAUCGACACCCCCCUCGCCUCAUUCGAAGAAGCUCUCAGACCUGCCCUCAGAUCCUGCCUUUCGUGAAUUUUUCAAACUGCAACAGAGCUUCCAAUGGAACAUUUCCAUGAGAUUAGUUGCGAGUCUGGAGAGACUUCUGGGCAAGGAAAGCAAUGGGACGAAUGAUCUGUUGAUUAUUCAGACGCUGGAUCUGAUCCAAGGAGUUCUCCUACUCCAUCCACCAUCACGAGCACUCUUUUCGCAGGAGAUAUACAUGAAUCUGUUUCUCGACCUUCUCGACCCCUCAAACUGUCCCGCUAUCCAAUCUUCCACUAUCAUGGCACUGGUGACCUCUCUACUCGACAAUCCGCAGAAUACUCGUACAUUUGAGUCCAUCGACGGCCUGCUGGUAAUCACGUCUCUGUUCAAAUCCCGGGGGACGUCCCGCGAAGUAAAAUUAAAACUGGUCGAAUUUCUUUACUUCUACCUCAUGCCCGAAACAGUGACACCGAAAACUGUGAGCUCAACCUCCGCAACAAACACCGCGAUCUUGGGAGGGAGGGGGAAGGAAGUGAUUGCGGCGUUUGAUCGCAGAAGAGGGGAGACCGUCAACGGUGCCGAUGCAGGUGGUGUGGGUGGAAAGGGUGCGCAUGGGAAAGACUGUGGGACCACAAGGUCAACGGAAGAAAAGCAGACUCUGCUAGGAAAGCAUUUGAGUAAUGUGCAGGAUUUGGUGGAAGACUUGAGGGAAGGAGGAGGAGUCUUCGGGGUUGGUGGCAUGUAA